CUCUCUCUCUCUCUCUCUCUCUCUCUCUUUCUCUGUAGUCAGUAGUUUGUUUUUCUCCGGGCUGGAAGUUGCAGCUCAGUUCAGUUUGGUUCCACACGCGCGGACACCGAUGAGGUGAGUUGAGCGCUCGAGAGCAGGAAGAAGAGGGGUAGUCCAGCCUUUAACACGCACACACACGCACGCACAGGGGCUCAGGUUUCUAGUCUUGUGCUCGCGCUCUCCACUUUAAAGCGCAUUAGCUUAUUUCUGGUGCGUAAUAAAGGCGGCUGAGAGCGCGCGCGUUGUUGGUGGGGUGUUGGGGGCAGGUAAACGGGGGGCAGGGUGUCCGUGUUAGUGCUCCUGAUCUCGAGCGCGGACAGUUAAAGCCUCUCUCUCUCUCCGCCUCCUCUGGAAUAACACACGCCGCAGCGCGCGGAGCUGGACGCUCCUGGAUAUUUACCCUCCGUACCUUCGCCAUCUUCAUCCUCCUCAGCCUGUCUGGACUCUACGGCGCUGUAGGACUCGGACUUCUGUGGAUUAAUAUGAGAAGGAGCUGCGCGUGCCGCUCCGCGCUCGGUUCAGAAGCUCCAGGUAACAGCCCCGUUCGUGCGGUAGCGGCAGUGUGUAUCCUGCAGAGGGAGAUGUGUUGGAGGAGCGAAUCCGUUCUCGGCCUGCUGCUGCUGCUGCUGCCGGUUCACCAUGCUGUCAGUUUCCCCGAGGACGCCGUCCCCGUGGACACCGUGGACAGACACUAUUCCCGGCAGUAUCCGGUGUUCCGGGGCCGGCCGUCGGGAAACGAAUCACAGCACCGGCUGGACUUCCAGCUGAUGACGAAGAUCCAGGACACGCUCUUUAUCGCCGGCAGGGACCAGGUCUAUUUAGUGAGUCUGAGGGAGUCUUACAGGAACGAGAUCAUUCCCUACAGGAAACUAACGUGGAGGUCGGGCCAGGCGGACAGAGAGACGUGUGCCAUGAAGGGAAAACACAGAGAUGAGUGCCAUAACUUUAUUAAGGUCCUGGUUCCCAGAAAUGAUGAUCUAGUGUUCAUCUGCGGCACUAACGGCUUCAACCCCAUGUGCCGUUACUACAGGCUGGAUAACCUGGAGUUUGAUGGUGAGGAGAUCAGUGGGUUGGCACGAUGCCCAUUUGAUGCCAAGCAGACCAACGUUGCCCUGUUUGCAGACGGUAAACUGUACUCGGCUACAGUAGCAGACUUCCUGGCCAGUGAUGCGGUGAUUUACCGCAGCAUGGGGGAUGGAUCUGCACUCAGAACCAUCAAAUAUGACUCUAAAUGGUUAAAAGAGCCGCACUUUCUGCAUGCAGUGGAUUAUGGGAACCAUGUUUAUUUUUUCCUACGAGAGAUCGCAACAGAACACAACAACCUGGGGAAGGUGGUGUACUCUAGAGUAGCUCGUAUCUGUAAGAACGACGUUGGAGGUUCUCAGCGUGUUUUGGAGAAGCACUGGACGUCGUUCGUUAAAGCACGGCUAAACUGCUCCGUACCCGGAGAGUCCUUCUUCUACUUCGACGUGCUUCAGUCCGUCACUGACAUCAUCAACAUUAAUGGCGUGCCGUCUGUCGUGGGAGUGUUUACAACACAGCUAAACAGUAUCCCAGGCUCGGCCGUCUGUGCUUUCUCUAUGCCGGACAUCGAGAAGGCUUUCCGUGGACGCUUUAAGGAACAGAAAACCCCGGAUUCCGUCUGGACGCCGUUCCCCGAGGAGAAGCUGCCCAAGCCCAGGCCAGGCUGCUGUGCGGGUCACGGAUCAGCAGAGUCUUACAAAAGCUCCAUCGAGUUUCCGGACGAGACGCUGCAGUUCAUUAAGUCUCACCCGCUGAUGGACGCCGCCGUGCCGUCUAUAGGAGAUGAGCCGUGGUUCACCAAAACCAGAGUCAGAUACAGACUGACUGCUCUGGCGGUGGACAACGCUGCCGGUCCCUUUAACAAUUACACAGUGGUUUUUAUCGGCUCUGAGGGUGGGAUAGUUCUGAAGGUUCUGGCCAAGACGACAGCGCUGUCGCUCAAUGAGAGCGUCCUGCUGGAGGAGAUCGACGUCUUCAACCAGGCCAAAUGUUUGUCCACUAAUGAGGACGAUCGGCGUAUUCUGUCCUUCCACCUGGACAAAGACUCACAAACUCUGUUUGUGGCGUUUUCCAGCUGUGUGGUGCGGAUUCCGCUGAGCCGCUGUGAGAGACACCGAACCUGCCAUAAGUCGUGUAUUGCCUCCAGAGAUCCGUACUGUGGCUGGAUGCCUCAUGGAGCCUGUGAGAGAAUUCCAGCAGGAGUGCAGUCAGGUUUUGAGCAGGAUGUUGAAUUUGGAAACACGGCACGACUCGGAGACUGUCACGAGUUUUUGACUACUGCUUCAGCGCCAGAUUUCAAAUCAUAUGGCGACCCAACUUCUGACAUGGAGUUACCAGCACCGUCAGUCACGCCGUCCGCCGCCUCAGGCCCCGUAGAAUCACCCCAAACUGUUCCCUCUCUGCCUCCCACACUCUUUGGCUCACGGAAAUUCGUUCUCCGAGAUGACCCAGACACUUCCCAAUCAUUCCCGGGGGUGCUGGAGGGUGUGUGGGAGAUCCAGUCGGGUGAUUCCAACCAGAUGGUACACAUGAACAUCCUCAUUACGUGCGUUUUUGGCGCCUUCCUCCUGGGGGCGCUAAUCGCCGGGAUGAUCGUCUACUGUUACCGCGAUGCCUUCCUGCGCAAACCACGCAAGAUCCACAAGGAUCAAGAGUCGGCGCAGUCUUGCACGGAUUCCACGGGAAGCUUCGCCAAGCUCAACGGCCUCUUUGAAAGCCCAGUAAAGGAGUACCCGCAUCCGAUGGACACGCCCAAGCUCUAUUCCAGCCUGCUCAGUGGGGGGAAAGAGGUGCCACCAUCACCAGACACCAAGACCAUGAUCCUCAGUGGGCAGAAUCCAGACCUGACUGCUCUGCCUACUCCCGAAUCCACACCAGUGCUUCAGCAGAAGACCAUGCAGCCUGUCAAAAACCAGUGGGAGAGGGCACAGGGGAAGCUUGGGCGCAAGGAAGGUCCGCCCAAGAGUCCCCAGUACCUUCCAUCCAACUCUCCUACACACCCAGCUAUCGGGAACCAUCAGAUCCCAAGUGCCGUAGUGCUUCCCAAUGCCACACACGAGCAUCGGGCAUCUAGUCCUGAGGGUUCCCGACCAGAGAAGAAGGUCCAAAACAGCGAACAUCAUGGCUCCAAAUCAGGCCGCAAGGAACACCGACGCUCAGUGGAUGCAAGAAACACGCUAAACGACCUUCUGAAGCACCUGAAUGAGAAUAACAGUGGUCCUAACCCCAACAAGGGCAUCAUGGUCGAGGUACCACGUCCUCGGCAACACCUGAUGCUGGAACCCUUGGGCAACGUAGCGGAAAUCCCGCCCAAGGUACCAAGCAGGGAAGCAUCUCUCUACUCUCCGUCCUCUUCACUGCCCAGAAACAGCCCGACCAAGCGGGUGGAUGUGCCCUCCACACCCACUUCGCCCACCGGGCAACCAGGUGGUACGCUGGAGAGGCAAAGGUACCACCGAGGAUCCUCUCAGCGCCAUUCAAUCUCCUCUCCACCCAAAGGGUUACACUCACCCAAUGGGGUGAUGGUGACCCGACAGCCUAGUUUCAGCAGGGGCGGGUACGUGCCGCCCACGCCACCCUCUAGACUGGACUCCCAUGGGGUGCCAAUGGCCAUGACACCCUCAGUGUCCCGGCAGAGCAGCUACAGUGGGCACGGCUCUCUGCCUCGGACCAGCGUCAAACGGACAGCUUCAUUAAAACCUGACGUGCCGCCCAAACCUAAUGGCUUUGUGCCGCAGACUGCUCAGAUGAGGGUUGUGAACAAGUACAGCUACUGAUGGGGCUCGUUUUUUGCGGGCCGGUGAAUAAAGUGAACAGGACACUGGAUGUCAACAUAAAUGAGCUGUAGAGGGUCCAAACAUGAUGUCCUCGUGCCGAAUGCCUUUGCAAAGGGCCAGUGAACAGGACACUGGAAGUAAAAAAAAAAUAUGCUCAUUUGCCCUGCGGAGGGUCCGAACCUGGAUGUCCUCUUGCUGGGGAAAGCAUGGCAGAGACGCAGAAAUCCUUCCGCAGGCUCUUGCUAACUUUAUUUCACGCCAUGUUAAAAUCUGAUUGACAGGUGAUGAUGGCCUCUGACCUUCAAGGCGGCAGGGUCGUCUGAGGUCUGAGGUCUCGGGUGCAGCGGCAGUGAACUCUACGCUGUGGGAAUACUUGAAGAAAGCCUCUUGUUCCUCCGUGCCACCCCGCAGCGAUGCAAACCCAGCAGAAAUGAGGGCGGUGGACGGAGGAACGUGUGCAUUAGGCAAAAACUUGCUGUUUUAAAGACGACAAAACUGCAGAGCACGUCCGUGUGAGAGAACAUGUUUUAUGCUUUUAGCAGCAUCCAAGGGAGGGACAGAGACUCUUUAUUUUCAGAGGAGUAGCCUCUGGGGUUAACCAGUCUGCAUUCAGCGCUCACACAAAAGGAUGCACUUACAGCUGGCUUGUCUCCAGCUGCAGUCAUUACUGUCAUAAAACUAAAAAGCCCAUUUCAGGGUAAGUUAACAUCACACGUGUGUGUGUGGUGCCGUAGAGGCAGAUAUUAAUCAAGCGUUUCUGUGUGCAGAGGAAAUGUCCAGGGUGCCUACUUGGACGAUGUUUUUUUGUUUUUUUAACUCACUGAGGACUUACUUUUUGCUGCUAUUGGGUUAGAUGAAAAGUUGUUGUGCAUUUUUGGUGCCUGUGCAUUGAUCGGCUCAGCCUGAGCCCUUGCGCUUGCAGGUUUGUGUUCGAUCUCGCUGAUCUGGUACGGCAUUUUGUCUCUUCCCAAUUGGGCCUAUGGAGACACAGUGAAGCCUGUAGACUCAUACAGCACUUCAUAAACCGUGAAUUAUACCCACUUUCUCUCUCUUUCACUUCACAAACCGGAUUUCUGGUUUUCCCCCAAAUACCAAGUGCUGGAGCCGUGCUUCUCUGAAUUAGACUAUUGAAACCUUUACGAAAUAAAGGCAGCCUUUAUGACCAAAAGAAUCCCCCCUAGGAGUCAAAUAAGGUAACCUCAUCCUGUUCUAUCUUAUGCUAUCCUAAACGUGAACAUAUUUUUUCCCCCUUACGAAAUUUGGUCUAGUGUAGAAACAUUUCAUCUUACUGUAUUAGCCAUUAUAUUUAACUAAUAUUAAACCACAGAUGGCACAUUCAGCAGGCAAGGUGCAAUGUGUCCACAUCGCUCAGUACAGGCCAAAUUCACUGUCUGGGUCCGUAAAGCUCCUGGAAAACCACGCCUCAGCCAUUAAAUUGAUUAUCACAAUGAAUCGUCGUAACAUCUACCAAUGUGUCCUACAGAGUCAUGCCGGUAAUGACGUUAUUGUAAAUAUAUAAAUAUAUGAAUAUGGAUAUUUCAGAGGCAAGUGUACCGGGGUUUGUGUAUUCUGUGCCUUAUUAAAAGACUCAACGUUUUUGAUUUGGUUCAGGCAUCGUGUUGCAACCACUGCGCGCAUUUUGACCACAGAUUGGGAAGAAAAGUAAACUGAAGUGAGAACAAUAAAACUUUAUGCAUUUGCCAUUUAUUACAAAGGUGUUUUUCUUUCUCUUUUUCCUCUUUCUGGUCAUCGAAGGGUAUCAUUAGAGCCGGUUGGAGAACGCACUCAGACACUGGAAUGUAGACACACUUUCAUUCUGCAAAACUACGCUCGCUCUUUUCACGACACGGAAAGAGCAGGUUCAAACGUAACGAGGGAAACGAGACUUGCUUUUUUCUUGAAAUACUUUUGAAUAAAAGAAAAACCAACGUCUUGUCCGUUCUCCAGCCGGCUGUCAAGAUCCGACACUGCGGUUUCGUUUACACGCGAUGAUUGUAUUUAAGUAACUGCCUGUGCGCUGAGCUGCUGGACGCCUGACCUGACUGCUCCACUGCCUUGUAUAUUGCAAUAUGAACUUGUUUUUUCUGUUGCAAUUUGAAACAAAGCCUUCACAUUUCAGCCAACUGUUCCGUGUGCAAACGUAAAACCGACUGCCCUACCUGCAUCGUGUUUUUUUUCUUUUUUAAUUUUGUUUUUAUUUUUUUACUGUGCAAAACUGGGACUCAUUUGCUUUUUUUUUGUUUUCCAGAGUAUUUUAACGUGUAGAUAUGUUGCAAAAACUGUACUGUGAACAUGUAAAUAAUACCGUCAUUGUUAAGGAUAUUUUUGUUGAUUUUUUUUAACACGGCAUGUAUAGUUGAAAUAAAAUAUUACUGCACAUAUCA
Molecule: messenger RNA, 6223 nt
Organism: Colossoma macropomum (tambaqui)
Lineage: Eukaryota; Metazoa; Chordata; Actinopteri; Characiformes; Serrasalmidae
Gene: sema6d
Product: sema domain, transmembrane domain (TM), and cytoplasmic domain, (semaphorin) 6D, like
Exons: 19
Coding region: 522-3839 (1105 amino acids)
Biological process (GO): negative chemotaxis; neural crest cell migration; semaphorin-plexin signaling pathway
Molecular function (GO): chemorepellent activity; semaphorin receptor binding
Source: RefSeq, a predicted model, not a curated record